CCCAAGGCCACGCGAAGCGCCCGAACAGGCAAAACUAAUGCCAGAAGAAAGUUAAGAUCGCCCAGGCCUCUGCCACGCAACGCCCCACCGCCACCCCCGAGUGCGGCUCUUGCAACAGCUGUCACGGCCGGCGCCAGCGGGACCUAAUCCAGCCCGGCAGAGGUCAGAGCGGAGGAGCGAUGUCCCACCGCAGUCCUGGCAGGAGCCUCGGGCCGCCAGCGCCGCCGCCGCCGCUGCUGCUGCUGCUGCUGCUGCCGUUGCUACUGCAGCUUCCCUGGGCAGCCGCCCUGGAGCCUACGUCAACAGGGGUCUACUAUGCAACCGCAUACUGGCUACCUGAUUCGAAGACAGUGGAGAUCAAGAAUGUACUGGACAAGAGUGGGGACGCCUACGGCUACUACAAUGACUCCAUUGAGACCACAGGCUGGGGCAUCCUGGAGAUUAAAGCUGGGUAUGGCUCUCAGACCCUGAGCAAUUCCAUCAUCAUGUUUCUGGCUGGCUACCUGGAGGGCUACCUCACCGCUCUACACAUGUAUGACCACUUCACAAACCUGUACCCACAGCUGAUCAAGGACCCUUCCAUCAUGGACAAAGUGAAGAACUUCAUGGAUAAGCAGGACACGUGGACUCGGAAAAACAUCAAAGAACAGACGGAUGACCCAUUUUGGAGACACACCGGCUACGUUGUAGCACAGCUGGACGGACUUUAUAUCGGAGCACUGAAAAGAGCUACAGAGGAAAAUGUAAAGCCCUUGACGAUGUCCCAAGUUCAGUUUCUGAAUGCCGUUGGCGACCUGCUGGACCUCAUCCCCUCACUAUCUCCCACAAAAGACGACAGCAUGAAGGUGUUUAAGAGAUGGGACAUGGGCCACUGCUCUGCUCUUAUUAAGGUCCUUCCUGGAUUUGAGGACAUCUAUUUUGCGCACUCGAGCUGGUACACAUAUGCAGCCAUGCUCAGGAUCUACAAACACUGGGACUUCAACAUAAAGGACAAAGACACCAAAAGCAGCCGGUACUCCUUCAGCAGCUACCCAGGGUUCUUGGAGUCUCUGGAUGACUUUUACAUUCUUAGCAGUGGCCUCAUACUGCUACAGACCACCAACAGUGUAUACAAUAAAACCCUGCUGAAGUUCGUGGUACCCGAGACUCUCCUGGCCUGGCAAAGAGUCCGUGUGGCCAACAUGAUGGCAGACGGUGGUAAGGACUGGGCAGAGAUCUUUUCAAAGCACAACUCUGGUACCUACAACAAUCAGUACAUGGUCCUGGACUUGAAGAAGGUUCAUAUCAAGAAGCGCCUUGACGAAGGCACUCUGUAUAUCGUGGAGCAAAUUCCUACAUACGUAGAAUAUUCGGAACAAACCAAUGUUCUAAGAAAAGGAUACUGGCCUUCCUACAAUAUCCCUUUCCAUGAAAAGAUCUACAACUGGAGUGGCUACCCGCUGCUGGUUAAGAAGCUGGGUUUGGACUACUCUUAUGACUUAGCUCCCCGAGCCAAAAUCUUCAGGCGCGACCAAGGGAAAGUGACUGAUAUGGCUUCCAUGAAAUAUAUCAUGCGAUACAACAAUUACAAGGAGGACCCCUACAGUAAGGGUGAUCCCUGCAACACCAUCUGCUGUCGUGAGGACCUGAAUGAAGCCAGCCCAAGCCCUGGAGGCUGCUAUGACACCAAGGUGGCAGAUAUCUUCCUUGCAUUUCAGUAUACAGCCUAUGCCAUUAGUGGUCCCACGGUACAAGAUGGUCUCCCCGCUUUUGACUGGAAUCGGUUCAACAAAACUCUACAUGAAGGGAUGCCAGACGUCUAUAACUUCGAUUUUGUUACCAUGAAACCAAUUUUGACAGAGAACAUAAAGUGAAGGAUGGAGGAGGAAGAACAAAGCUGCGAAUAAGACUCCAAAGGCAUUAUUUUAGCUAUAUUUUCCCAUCUGUACUCUUAAUAAAAAAAUAUUAAAUUCCCUUCCAUUUUCCACAGAUUUUUGUUUUUAACAGCAAAAACAUUUCCUGCAGGGUGGAGAGCUGCAGACUAAACAUUAUGUAUGAGAUGAAUACAAGAAAAGAUUGCAGAAACUGUCUCUGUCAGAAUCCACUAUCCUCCGUUGAUGCCUGCAGAUGCCAAUCACAGUCCACGGUACAACCAAGUUCUGGCCAAUUGAGCUUGAGGUAAUAUGAAGGACAUCUCCAGGCUUAGGAGACACCUGCACUUCCCAUGGUCCUUCUCCUUCCCCUGAUGGUCAAUGCUAAUAGCAAAGCCCUAGGGGUUUGGGGAGCACAAACAGGAGGCAGUUUGUGAUUCUUUCUGGUCAUCAAGCUAGACACGUAGUCAGCUGAAAUCCCCGUCUAACCAGGCAGCAGUUCCGCACGGCAGCUUCUUCAAAGCUCGGGAAUACCAUGUGGGUUGAGUGCUGGGGAACUGCCUAACAGAUUAAAGAAGGCGCAGUGAACAGUGAACAAUGGGGAGUGCUGAGCAAAGUGGGUUUGUUUUUUAAGAAAUGCACACACAGGCUGAGAACUCUCCGAAUGAAUAAGAGUACCCAGGAAUGUUAAAAACCCAGUCAUUUAUUUCAAAGUAUAAAUUUCAGGCUUGCUGGACAAAUCCCCACUACAGUUAACAUUUACACAGACAGUACUCUACUGUACAUUUAGGAAAGAAAAUUAAAAAUUUCAAAACCUAAUAAAAAAUGGGGCAACUUGCUACAGCGCAGUUAAUAUUAGACCUUAGAAAGGUCUUACAUCAUCUUAUUAUUUACACUUCCAACUGCAACAAACAAAAAUCAGGAUGCAAGUUUUCCUACGAGGGGUUUAUUUUUACAUUUCUGUUUGAAAUUGUUGAUAAAAUCCUCAAGCUAGGAUCUCCAAAAGGUGUUUGAUUGCUUAGUUCCCUUAUUUACAAAAGGAAAGGGGAGGGGUCAUUUACAUAUUUAAAUGAUAGAUAUUCAGCUAUCUCUACAUAUAAAACAAAAACAAAAGCUCGAACAUGAUAAAACAUUGGAAGAUGAGAGCAGUGUGUCCUCAACUCCUCCCUGCCUUCGGCUGGCUCGAGGGGAUGAGUUAAGAAUUAGGUAAGUCUCCUCCACUGACAAACCCCUCAUGGUAACUGCUCGAUCUUGUGUGCACCGCUCAAAUAUUUCUUUAAAGCCAUUUGCCCAGAAAAUAAUUAAGGAAGGCAGAAUCACACACGACUACAUAGUUAUUAUCUAUGCACAAGGACAUGUGUGUUUCCAUGAGAACCAAACAGUUGACCCAACCACAGGGAAACAGAAAAAAUUAUAUAAUCAUAUUGAGGAUACUGAAAUGGCUGUGGGAGGAGUCAGUGGAACACCGGGAAGGCUUUCUUGUAGUACCUAUGGGGUGAGACCACAGCAUCUGAAAGCACGCCACACACAGUAUUUUCAAUCCUACACAGUCCUGGAAAAGCCAUGGGAAGUGAAAUGCCUACCAGGCAGCACUGACACUCUAAGUAAUGGAGCAAGCAACAUGAGGAGCCAUCCAGCACGUCAAGAAAGUUCCGCAGAGCUGCACCUGAAAUUCCCGAGAUACAUGUUUUUAAAGGUAUCCCAUAUCUGGCACACGGGUAGGGGUUUGUGGAGGACACCUCUCUGAGGUAAACAGUAUCCCAACAAGUAUUUUCAAGGAAGAAAGCUCUUGUUUCUUUCAUACUGCAUCACACAGUACCAAGUAGUCUGCAGUUUAAAAAUUGAGCCCAGAAAAACAGGGGGACAGCCACCUUGUAAGUUAACUGUCACAAAGGAUGCUGUCUUUGUAUGCCAUUAGCAAGAACACAAAUGAAUGAGGUGUACUCACACUUAAAACAGGGUGAAAAGUACUCUGACACAGCGCAAAGCAGAGAGUAACGAACAUUACUGUUACCAUUCAUUACUGUAUAAACAUCUCAAUUCACGCUGAAAUUUCAGGAGUUUCCAGGAUUCCCAGUAAGGAAAUACUUACCAGUAUUGUCAGGCUAAAAAUGUAGCAAACUUGAAUUCCCAAAAUGGGACAACUGAGCUUAUUUGUAAUACUUUGAGAAGAGAUAGCAGGGAGUAAAAGAGAGCCCCCGAUGUGAAGUGCUAUUAAAUAUCCUGAUGGCUGGAGCCUGCAGCUACUUCUGGAGAAGUCCUCCUCCUCCUCCCCCAGGACAGCCAGACAAAAGCCAAUGCCCAUCAGCACUUACAUUUACCCCAAAGAAAGGAAACCCAACAUGGCCGCUGCCCAAAGCCUCAUGACAGGUUAUAUGAGGAGACUGCACCCACAAGUGUAUGUUCCCCAUAACAGUUACAGACAGUCUCUCUCCAUACAUUCUUUCCAAUCUGGAAUAAAGUUUUCAGUAACUACUUUCUGCAGUAAAUCUACAUCUAGAGCCAUUAUUUGACAUUUUUUUUUUUCCUUUGACAAAACUCCAAGUACAAGCCAAAGCAAUGAAAUAUAGUAAUUCCACUGGGCUUCCUUCGCCUGAUUGUAUAACACUAUGAAAACUUAAAAAAAAAAAACCAAAAA
This is a messenger RNA of Peromyscus californicus insignis, 4488 nucleotides long. It is a transcript of the gene Plbd1, whose product is annotated as phospholipase B domain containing 1. The coding region runs from base 180 to 1853 and encodes 557 amino acids. Gene Ontology annotation, biological process: phospholipid catabolic process. The record is from RefSeq and is a predicted model, not a curated record. The transcript has 11 exons. Lineage: Eukaryota; Metazoa; Chordata; Mammalia; Rodentia; Cricetidae. Gene Ontology annotation, molecular function: glycerophospholipase activity. Gene Ontology annotation, cellular component: extracellular region.